Messenger RNA from Neurospora hispaniola, 1380 nucleotides. RefSeq lists its product as uncharacterized. Gene Ontology annotation, cellular component: cytosol. NCBI's taxonomy places the organism in Eukaryota, Fungi, Ascomycota, Sordariomycetes, Sordariales, Sordariaceae. The coding region runs from base 1 to 1380 and encodes 459 amino acids. The transcript is spliced from 2 exons. The record is from RefSeq and is a predicted model, not a curated record. Gene Ontology annotation, biological process: beta-D-galactose catabolic process via UDP-galactose, Leloir pathway. Gene Ontology annotation, molecular function: UDP-glucose 4-epimerase activity.
AUGUCGAGCACUUCGAGUUCACGAGUUGAUCUCAGAGAUCAUGUCCAGGAUCAGGACCUCUCUGAAGAGUAUCUGUCUUCGUCAUCCCGCGACUAUUCCGCCGGCAGCUCCCCACUUACCACGCCUGCGCUGUCUGAUGAGGAAUUCGACUUUGAUGUGCCGUCUGAAGAUGCUCUCCUCGCACCAACACAGGCGCCGGCUGAUGGUUCGGAGAAGUACAUUAUGGUGAUUGGUGGUCUUGGGUAUAUCGGCUCCCACACAACACUCGAGUUGCUUCGUGAGGGACACAAUGUUAUCGUGGUGGACAACCUGAGCAACAGCUACAAGACGGUUCUGAAGAACGUCCGAAUGCUGGCGGCCCAUCACUGCAAGGUCAACAACGUUCCCAUGCCCCGUCUUCGCUUCUUCCGUAUCGACUACCGCAGCAAGGCCAUGCAUGUGCUCCUGGAGAGAUACAGCAACUUGGUGAUGACGGUGGACGCUACGUCAGGCAAGCAGGUGGUGUCGUACCAGUCCCGGAUUGCGGGGGUGAUCCACUUUGCGGCAUACAAGUCGGUUGUCGAAAGCAUCCAGCAGCCCCUGCGCUACUAUCGCAACAACGUGUGUGGACUAGUCAACCUGCUACAGGAGCUGGAGCGUUUCAACAUCCGCAACUUUAUUUUUAGCAGCUCGGCCACCGUGUACGGCUCCAAGGCCAACGCCGGCCUGCCACUGAAGGAGGAGGACCUCAUCCACCACCAGGUCAAGACACAGAACGAGGCCGGAGAGACGACCAUUGUCGAGCCAACCAUCGAGGGUCUGUCGUGCCCGUAUGCGCGCACCAAGUACUUUGGAGAAGCCAUCUUGGCGGAUGUGGCCGAGGCGGACCCUGAUUGGCGAAUUGUUGCGCUCCGUUACUUCAACCCCGUUGGAUGCGACCCUUCUGGUGUGUUGGGCGAGAGCCCGCGCGGGGAGCCGACCAACCUCUUCCCCGUGCUGACGCAAGUCCUCAAGGGCGACCGCUCAAACCUCAAUGUAUUCGGAUCUGACUGGCCGACCCGAGACGGUACCGCGAUCCGUGACUUUAUUCACGUUCUCGACGUUGCCCGUGGGCACAUUGCGGCGCUCAAUUGGAACUCGAAGAAGGGCAACGGAUUCUCCACCUUCAAUCUCGGCAGCGGUACGGGCACGACGGUUCUCGAGGCGGUUCGCAGCUUGGAGCAGGCGGCUGGUCGUGAAAUUCCCCUCGCGCUCGUUGACAGGAGGCCUGGCGAUGUCGGCAUGUGUGUCGCGUCGACGGAGCGCGCGGCUAAGGAGCUCGGGUGGUCGACUCGCGAGAGCAUCACCAAGUGCGCUGCUGACCUAUGGAACUACGUGUCCAAGGUCGCGUUGAGGUCGUGA